Portunus trituberculatus (swimming crab) is the source of this 4903-nucleotide messenger RNA. RefSeq names its product WD repeat-containing protein 91-like. Gene Ontology annotation, molecular function: protein binding; phosphatidylinositol 3-kinase regulator activity. NCBI's taxonomy places the organism in Eukaryota, Metazoa, Arthropoda, Malacostraca, Decapoda, Portunidae. The record is from RefSeq and is a predicted model, not a curated record. Gene Ontology annotation, biological process: early endosome to late endosome transport. Bases 37 to 2208 code for a protein of 723 amino acids. Gene Ontology annotation, cellular component: early endosome membrane; extrinsic component of endosome membrane; late endosome membrane. The transcript is spliced from 14 exons.
CAAGAUCAAGCCGUCCUCCGCCACUCGGAGUCUGUCAUGUCACACAUUCAGUACCUGGACGAUCUGGUGAAGGAAUAUCUGCUCUUCCGCGGCUUCACACACACUCUGAGAACACUCGACAAUGAAAUCAAGAUCGACAAGGACAAGGGCUUCAGGGUGGACCGAUUGGUGGACCAGAUUGUCAGCAGCAUCCAGACCUAUGACCUCCUGGGCCUGCGGGAACUGUGGGCACACCUCGACAGAAGGAUAUUUGCUCGCCUGCCCCACACACUGCUCCCCUGUGUGCGGAAACUUGAGACCAGCAUCCUACGCCUGUACGUUGUCAAUACCAUCCAGACCAACAAGAGUGAGAAGCUGACGGAGUUCUUUGAGAAGAUGGCAGCAGACCUGCAGAGUCAGACAGAGUGGCGGGAGUGGUUCAUUUUGCCGUACCUGAAGGGUGUGGAGGAGAACCCAUCCUUCGCCAUGUACUUCACACGACAGUGGCAGGACACUCUUCUGGUCUCCCUGCACAACUUCUUUGCCGUCAUAUUCCAGAGCCUGGAGCUGCCCACCCUGGCCAGCUACCAAGAGGAGGCCUCCAAGAUUGCACGCCUGCAGGAGGAGAAUGAGCAGCUACGUGUCCGCCUGUCGGCCCUCACCACCAGCGACCAGAACAGCAUGGAGCUCCUGAAUGCCCCUGAACCUCCCCCACCCCCUCACCUCAUGGAUGACUUCUACAACAUUGCCCAAGAAGCACCAUCAACUGACAAUCAAGGGAAGUUCAUCAAGAAUAUUUUGUUUGGGUUCGGCGCUGGUCUGCCCACCUCCCCAAUCCUGGGCCGGCGAGGAACCACAGCCACCACCACCACCCCAGCAUCCACAGCCCCCCAACAGGCUAGCCCAUCCACCAGCCAGGCCCCGGCAGGCACUCAGGUGUCAGGCCACUCAGCACUGAGGAGAACCUUCACACAAGUUCCAUCCGAGGAAAAGAAGAGAACCAGGUCAUCAAGUGUUGCCGGUACUCCUUCCAAUCGCAACAGUGUACCGGAGCAUGUCCCCGUCAAGAGGCUGGUCCAGGCCACUACUGCAGCAGCGGGGCGUCCCUCUCGCUCCCCCACCAAGGCCCGACCGCAGGAGGAGACACCAGUGUCCUCCAAGCUGGAUGUGACGAGUGACAAGUCAUCCUUCUUGCUGCUGGGACAGGAGGAAUACAACGAGCACCGGGCAGUGGUGACGCAUGCAGUGUUCAACCCCUCGGGCACCCUGGUGGCCUCUGCAGACAUUGAUGGUGUGGUGAAGCUGUGGUCGCCCUCUCCCUCCCCAAGGACACACUGUGGGGUGGUGGUGAAGAGCUCAGUCACAGCAGUGGAGUGGCUGCCAAGGGGAGAGCGGCUCCUCCUAGUGGCCACCAAGACAGCCACCCUGCGUCUCUUUGACACCCGAGACAAGAAGACUGUAUGGGAGCUUGGUCCGGACAGUAGCCCUGUUCUCAAGGACCAGAGGAUAAUGGGGGUGAAGAUGAGUCCCAGUGAAACGAGUGCUGUGGUGAGCGUGGUGCCUCGAGUCCGGCCACAAGGCACCUCCUCCUCCCUGGCACCCCCGGCUCUCCACACCCUGGACAUGAAGAGCCAAAAGAUUGAUAGUUCGUACAAGCUGGAGGGCGGCGUGGUGAACAGCUGCAUCAUGAACCACAAUGGUGGGCUGCUGGUGUGCGGCUGCAACGACGGCUCAGUGCGCAUCAUUGACCUGCGGCGGCCUGACGUGGUGGCCUCCUGGCCCGCCCACCAGGGGGAGGUGUUCACCGUGCGUCUCUCACCGCAGGAGAACAACAUCUACACUAUUGGCAGUGACAACCGAUUUGCCUGCUGGAGUAUGGCCCAAACUGGAGCACACGUCAUGGAUCAGGUGCUGCAUGAGCGAGCUGCCGGACCCUUCCUGGUGGGAGUAGGCGGGGCCUCGGGAGGGUCUGGGGGUCGCAGUGUUCUCCUCCGGCCAUAUGGACCACUCUUUGCCCUGCACCAGGAUGGCGAGCACCUGCUGACCUGCUCCCCUACAGGGCCCAUCAUCUAUAAGGUUGGAGACUCAGGGCUGGAGCAGGUGAUGGCAAUGGGCAGCAGCAAGACUCCAGUGAUGACCGUGGACUGGAGUCACACCCUGCAGUGUGGCACCUCUGUGGCUGCCGCCCUGGACGGCUCCGUCUCGGUGGCCACACUCAUGCACCAAUAACACGUAGACAUGAGGUUUGUCAGUAUGUUUGUCCUGAUUACCAAAGAGGUGAGCUUUUUUUCUUUCUUAAGACUUCAGGCAAAGUUUUGGUUAAACACAUUCAACUCUUUGUGUUGAAUCUCUUGAUUUCAUGAUUGUGAGGCCUUACUAUAUCAUGAUUGCAUUGUUUGACACUAAUUAAUGACCAAACUUAUGACAAUUAAUAAUACUUUAGCAUCUGUUAUGUAAUACUCACUACCACCACAAGAAUUAAGUUUCAUUAUUAUAAAUAACUUAUGCAUUCCAUGAAUAUUAGAUUUUAAGGUAGCUAAGUCACACUACUUGAAGAUUAUUGAAUAUUGAAAAUGAUUCUUUAUGAAUUAUUGUGAUUUUUAUAACUGUAGUUUGGACAAAGAGAAUGUUACCAUUUGUGGUGUCCACACUGUGGUAUUGAAAUUACCUGCUCAGGAAUAGCUCUUAAAACAGUGAAGACUUUCUUAAUUCCAGUGUAGGAAUGAAUAAAAACUGAAUGACACAUUCAUCAAGUAGUCUAGUGUUCUGAUGCAAGAUGUGCAGUAUGUGACCAAUUACACACAUUUACUGUGACGUGAAUCUUUUGGUGAUGAGAGAUGUGAUAUUUGAUCACUCCUGUGUGUUGGGGGUGUGGGGGACUAGUGAGGCUUUUUGCCACAGCACUGAAUGACAGAGCUCUUCAAUGCAUAGCUUUAGUUAAUAUUAAUAAAACAGCUGUGUUCCGUCUUACACUGCACUUGUCACGAAGCUUGCUCAGACGUGCAUUGGUGGUGUUGCCGCUGCUUUGGCACAGCUUCUCAGUGAAGGACAGGAAGUCAAGAUGCAUUCUGUGCUCUGUGGCUCAGUGUUGUGUAAGAUGCCCGGUGGUGAACCAUUCUGUUGACUCCCUUUCUUUGUAUCUUGAUUUAUCACUCCUGACUGGCCCUUCAACAUGCAUUUCUCCCUUUUUCAAGUAUUUUGAGAUUGUGAUAUGUUAAGUUACAUACCAUUGUAAGUUCAGCAGUAUAACUUAAUUUAUAACUAGUUAGUAGUUAUGCAUGAGUUGUAGAAUGCAAAAAAAAAAAAAAAACUAUUUUGUCCAUUUUUAAUGAAGGAUGUAAAAAGUUAGUAUGUAACAUAAAAUGCAAGGACUAUAUGCAUUCUGUUGUGGUUGUACUGAUACUCAUGUAGGGAACUGCAGGAGCCUGGUCUGUUGUCACCAUUCUGCACACCACCCCUCUUCCUGCAUACCAAGCCGUUAGCCGCACUAUAGGAAUUAGCUAAGACAAGAUGCGUGCUCUCUCUCUCUCUCUCUCUCUCUCUCUCUCUCUCUCUCUCUCUCUCUCUCUCUCUCUCUCUCUCUCUCUCUCGGGGGAAGAUGACAGGAAUAAUGUUAGUAAUUUUAGGUGCAGAGAAAAUCACAACAUAUUUUCAAAGUUUUCAUUACGAACAUGCAUACAAGUUACCUAACUGUACUCUUUUUGACCUAUUAUUUGUUGGGUAAGGUAACUUGUAAAUACCUUUCACUAACUUGCAGUUUGAUAUUUAGAAUUGUUGCUACAGUGAUGGUCUAGCUUGUGACUAUCAAAUUGAAUUACAUUUACCAAAGAAAAAAUUAACAGGAUCUUUAUCAUAAGUAAACAAUUUCAACCCAUACUUCAAGACAAAUGGUCCACAUGUCACAUUAACAAUAGAAACAAAGAAAAUAUUAAAAAAUCCAGAAUAUUGAGAAAUCACUUUGAUAGACAAGAUUUUCUUAAACUUCCUUUGAGUGACAUGCGCCGGCAACACCUCCCCACGCGUAAUGUAAUGAUAGAAAAGCUAAAACAUCUUCGUAGAAAACACAGGGCACUUGACUUCCUGCAGUAUAUCACUUCUUUCAGUUGCAUCAUAGUUGUCUUCCUGUGAAUACAUUACACCUCCUCAUCCUCACUCAGACUUCAAGCGGGACACAAAGCUUCAUGUCGCCAACAGAAGGGAAUAAAUUACUGUACAUCCUUCAGUACUCAUAAAUAUUGGGAUAGGACUAUAUAUUCACAGAGACUCAAAACACAGACUAACCUUCCUCCUUGUGAGUAUCAUACCACCAUAGCAUUAUGUACUACAGUAACACAAAUCCUGAUGUCACAGAAAUCCAACAUUAAACUUUGUUCCUAAAGAUUAUAUAUAUAUAUAUAUAUAUAUAUAUAUAUAUAUAUAUAUAUAUAUAUAUAUAUAUAUAUAUAUAUAUAUAUAUAUAUAUAUAUAUAUAUAUAUAUAUAUAUAUAUAUAUAUAUAUAUAUAUAUAUAUAUAUAUAUAUAUAUAUAUAUAUAUAUAUAUAUAUAUAUAUAUAUAUAUAUAUUAGUUUACAUGGAAUUCCACUUGACUUGUUGCUGUGAGUGGGCAAGCAGCAGGCACGGAUUGGCAAGUCAUGUACACCAUUGUGCCGCUAAGGAUUAAUACAAAGUUUUCUCUUUUGUCAGUGUUCUGAGAGCAUGUUUGAGCUUUUUUGUGAAGAUGGAUUAAAACUUAAGAGUUAUGCAUACAUAAUCAUAAUUCAGCGUCAGUUUGGUAAGGAAUCUUUCACGUUUUGUGUAUAAAGGAAACCUACAAAACUUGACUUCUAUGAUAUAAUACUGAAUAAAAUAAUUGGUAAACCAGAAAGUCAGAGAAUGUUAGUGAAGUUAUUAUAUGCAUAUAAAAUAUAUCAAAAUAUUCAAACUA